UAUAUUUCUUUCAAUGCUUGUUUGUAGCCUGCAAACAAGUGAUUUGUUUAGGUUGCAUUUGAACAGGUUUCUGUUAAACACUGAUAAAUAAUGUUGUUCGAACUUAAAUUCGAUCUGUACUCAGCUUGUACAGUUUGAGCAACAUGAAACUCACCCUGUUGUUUGUUAUUUUGCUGGCGUUGAUCUUGGAAGUUGUAUCAUUUGGAGAUCAAGAACACGACAGUCGUCAUAUUCCGCGCAAGUGCAAGAAGAAGUGUAAAGCCGGAGAAUGCUGCAGGAUAUUCUGGUAUUGGUACAAGUGUUUUCCUCAGAAAGGACUGGGCCAGCCUUGCCGCAGGAACCCGCCCGCAUUCCUCUGUCAUCAUGGUUGUAAGCCUGGGCUUGUGUGUGAACGAUCCCGUCGUCCAGGCUCUAAAGAGGAAAGGCAUCCUCAUAAUCACAAGCGCUUCAAGUGUGUUCGUCCUCCACUGCCAACUCAGGAGCCUGGGUCUGGGGACUUUUACUUCUAGAUGUGAAAAUCGCUUAAGGCACGAUCACUAUAUGGUUUUGGGACUUUUGUAGUGGCGAUGUAGCAGUGUUAAAUUUGGUCAAGAGUGUCCGCCUCCGGCAAUGAAAGCAAUAAAAGGUGUCCAUGCAAAGUGAACCUUGUACGAUAUUUGAGCUGAACUCAAUCUUAAAUUAUUUUGUUCCGCCAGAAGCAAUACAAUUCUCACUGCUUUUUAUUUUUCUUGCGGUUUUGGAAGAAUUUUCAACUAAGAGUGUUUGAAGCACAUUUAUCAAAAACAAAACAGUCGGAUUUAAAAUAACAUCCGA
Molecule: messenger RNA, 813 nt
Organism: Orbicella faveolata
Lineage: Eukaryota; Metazoa; Cnidaria; Anthozoa; Scleractinia; Merulinidae
Source: RefSeq, a predicted model, not a curated record